Nilaparvata lugens (brown planthopper) is the source of this 790-nucleotide messenger RNA. RefSeq lists its product as uncharacterized. The record is from RefSeq and is a predicted model, not a curated record. The transcript has 2 exons. NCBI's taxonomy places the organism in Eukaryota, Metazoa, Arthropoda, Insecta, Hemiptera, Delphacidae. The coding region runs from base 150 to 755 and encodes 201 amino acids.
UCCACAAUGCACGCUGGUUAAGCAGGUAGUCAGAUUCAGAUUUUCGGCGCCGAAUAUCUGACUCUGGUGUAUCUGACUUGGAGGUGUCCAAAGUGCAAGCAGGUUGGCAGGUUGGCAAACGUCACCUGCCCGUUUGUGAUCAGUGUAUCAUGGAUCUUACAAGAGAAGAGACAGCAGCUUUACUGCUGCUUACUGACAAUGUGGUGACGAAGUUAAGACCUCUGAGAAGUGAAGUGCAUCCUAUUAAUAAGUUAAGAUCUACUUACGGGGAAUACUCACAUCUUUUUCCGCAGCUUCUGGCCGAUGAGAACAGAUUUUUCGAAUAUUUCAGGAUGAGCCCGAACACAUUUUAUUUUAUUCUGUCGAAAAUCGAACACAAGCUUACCAAAAACUGGGCGAAUUACCACAAAACCCCUAUUCUUCCAGAGGAGAGACUGCAUAUCACGUUGAGGUUUUUGUCAACGGGUAUGUCAUUUCGAGGAUUGGCAUUCUCUUUUAGAAUGGGAAAAUCUACAGUUGCUAAUAUUGUUAAGGAGACAGUUACGGCAAUAUGGGAUGAAUUGCAACCACUUUAUAUGCCUACACCAUCAGAAGAAGAUUUUAGUAAAAUAGCUAAUGAUUUUGCUGAAAUAUGGAACUUCCCACACGUGAUUGGUUGUCUAGAUGGCAAACAUAUCAGAAUAAAGUGUCCAGAUAAUUCGGCUGCAAUGUUCUUUAAUUAUAGAAAGUUUUUUCUAUUGUUCUGCAAGGUUUAGUGGAUGCAUCCUACAAAUUUAAGGAGCUUCUCUUU